Molecule: messenger RNA, 444 nt
Organism: Macrobrachium nipponense
Lineage: Eukaryota; Metazoa; Arthropoda; Malacostraca; Decapoda; Palaemonidae
Product: histone H3.v1-like
Exons: 2
Coding region: 1-444 (147 amino acids)
Source: RefSeq, a predicted model, not a curated record
AUGGAGAAACUUAAGGCAGGUAUAUCUGGUGGACUUCAUAUAAGGCAACUCAAGGACGCUAGUUUUGAUGAUGCACUGAAUCCCGCUGAACUCUCAGCCUGGUUGUCCCUUAAGUCAGUCAUUGCAAACUUCCUUGCCAACCAGAGAAGUUCCCAGUAUCAGAAGAUGGUUGAUGAGUUAAUUUCCUUCAACUUGGUGCGCGCAUCAACAGCAACAGCAGCCAGGCGGAGGUCGGGCCCCAAGAUUGAUGUUGACGAUGCAUAUGAUGAGGACGAUGACGGUGAUGACAUCGACGCCCGAGAUGAUGAAGAAGAAGAAGAAGAAGAAGAAGAAGAAGAAGAAGAAGAAGAAGAAGAAUCAGUCCGGAGACGGAGAAUAUGCUAUGCUACCCACCAUCUCUUUCCUUUCCCAAUAUCAUCCAUUUUCUUGGGAGAAAGUCCUUGA